Molecule: messenger RNA, 891 nt
Organism: Maudiozyma saulgeensis
Lineage: Eukaryota; Fungi; Ascomycota; Saccharomycetes; Saccharomycetales; Saccharomycetaceae
Source: the annotation of a GenBank genome assembly
AUGCUAGCUAGAUCGGUACUGUCACAAUCUGCACGUUGUGCUGUCUCACAAGCUAGAGGAUAUGCUACUUUGAAAGAAGUCGAAUUACGUCUAAAAUCUAUUAAAAAUAUUGAAAAAAUUACGAAGACUAUGAAAAUUGUGGCUUCAACAAGAUUAUCAAAGGCUCAAAAGGCUAAAGCUGCCGCUAAGAUGAUUGAUGUUGCAGAUGCAACUUUUUAUGAUGUUGCAAAGACUAAAGAUGUUCCAGAACCUGAACAAAAUCCAAGACAUUUAUCAAUUGCUAUUACAUCUGAUAAGGGGCUUUGUGGGUCAAUUCAUUCUCAAUUAGCUAAAGCUGUAAAACGUAAUCUAGAAUCUUAUCCAGAAACUGAUGUUGUUGCCAUUGGUGAUAAGAUUAAAAUGCAAUUAUUAAGAUCUCAUCCUGACAACAUUAAAUUAGCAUUCAAUGGUAUUGGUAAAGAUGCUCCAACAUUUUACGAAAGUUCUUUGAUUACUGCAAAAAUUUUACAAGAAUUAGAUGCUAAAAAUUAUUCAAAGAUUACUAUUUUCUUUAAUGAUCCAAUAUCUUCUUUAUCAUUUGAACCAUCUACAAAACCAAUCUAUAACUCUGAAACAAUUCAAACAUCCCCAGGUUAUAACAUCUUUGAAAUCGAUCCAGAAGGAAAAUUACCAACUGAUUUGUUUGAAUAUAGUUUGACAUCUCAAGUAUUAUCUGCAAUGGCUCAGGGUUAUGCUGCUGAAAUUUCCGCAAGAAGAAAUGCAAUGGAUAACGCCUCUAAGAACGCAGGUGAUAUGAUUAACAGAUACUCUAUCUUAUACAACAGAACCAGACAAGCUGUCAUCACCAACGAGUUGGUCGAUAUCAUUACAGGUGCAUCCUCUUUGGAUUGA